Molecule: messenger RNA, 1686 nt
Organism: Raphanus sativus (radish)
Lineage: Eukaryota; Viridiplantae; Streptophyta; Magnoliopsida; Brassicales; Brassicaceae
Product: probable carboxylesterase 11
Exons: 2
Coding region: 187-1533 (448 amino acids)
Molecular function (GO): hydrolase activity
Source: RefSeq, a predicted model, not a curated record
UUAAUAAUCUCACAGACAGUGUCUCUCUUCCCACCUAAGCUUUUUUUUUUAAUUAAGUUUGUCUACUAACCUUGUUUGUCUCUAUUACGCUCAACCAAAGCUCCACAUUGAAGCAAUCCUCCACUCUCCACUAACCCUAAAUCUCCAUGGAUCCCUAAUCGAGCUUCUCCGAGAUCCGAGUAAAAAAUGCCGAGCGUUGGCGUGAAGCUCUACAGCGUCUUCUUCAAGUUCCUUUUAAAACACCGUUUACAAAACCGGAUCCAAUCAGACUCCAUCUCAUCCUCAUCGGAUCCGUUCGGCGUCACGACCCGACCCGAAGAAUCCGUCUCCCCUCCGAACCCCUUAUUCACCGACGGCGUCGCCACCAAAGACAUCCACAUCGAUCCCCUAACCUCCCUCUCCGUCCGCAUCUUCCUCCCCGAAUCCGCUCUCAACAACCUCGCCGCCUCCGCCAAGUCUCGAACCGGAUCGGAUCUUCUCCUUAGAAGAAACAGUCACGGCUCGUCAAACUCGUUGCAACACUCUCACAAGUCCGAGUCUAGAAGAAGCAGUUACGCUCUCACCACCGCCUCCUCCUCAUCCUCCUCCUCUGCGGAGGAGGUGUUGUACAGAGGGUACGCACCGCCGUCGUCGUCGGGUGGGGAAUGCAGGAAGCUACCGGUGAUGGUGCAGUUCCACGGAGGAGGGUGGGUGAGUGGGAGCAACGACUCGGUGGCGAAUGAUUUCUUCUGUAGGAGGAUGGCGAAGCAUUGCGAUGUGAUUGUUUUGGCGGUUGGGUAUAGGCUGGCGCCGGAGAAUAGGUACCCCGCGGCGUGUGAGGACGGGUUCAAGGUGUUGCAGUGGCUUGGGAAGCAGGCCAAUCUCGCGGAUUGUAAUAAGUCCAUGUCGCGGAGAGGUGGAGGAGGAGGAGGAGAGGUGAAGAAGAAGCAUGUUGUUGAUGCUUUUGGUGCUUCUUUGGUUGAGCCUUGGCUCGCUUCUCAUGCUGAUCCUUCCAGAUGCGUGCUUCUUGGUGUGAGCUGUGGUGCCAACAUAGCUGACUACGUAUCCCGCAAAGCCAUCGAAGCUGGUCAAAAUCUAGACCCAGUCAAGGUUGUGGCUCAAGUCUUAAUGUACCCGUUCUUCAUCGGCACCGUUCCCACGCAAUCCGAGAUCAAACAAGCAAACUCCUACUUCUACGACAAACCCAUGUGCAUCCUCGCUUGGAAGCUUUUCUUACCGGAAGAAGAGUUCAGUCUGGACCACCCGGCAGCGAACCCGCUCGUUCCAGGCCGGGGCCCACCGCUCAAGUUCAUGCCACCGACGCUGACCAUCGUCGCGGAGCAUGACUGGAUGAGAGACAGAGCCAUCGCUUACUCAGAAGAGCUGAGGAAGGUCAACGUAGAUGCUCCUGUGCUGGAGUACAAAGACGCGGUUCACGAGUUUGCAACGCUCGACAUGCUUCUUAGGACUCCACAGGCUCAGGCCUGUGCAGAAGAUAUUGCCAUCUGGGUUAAGAAGUAUAUCUCUUUCCGUGGUCACGAGUUCUCAUACUAGCGAGUCUGUGUGCUUCUUUUUCACUGUGAGUAGAGUUAGUUUAGAAAAGUGUCCUGUGAGAUGGGUCGAGUCAAGAAGACUCUCGGAAGCUUUUGUUGUCACGGGGUAUUUCCCGUUAUAUUAAAACUAUAUAUUAUACGUUCUCUUGACCUA